AUGUCUUCUGAAUCGACAACAGGUCGUAAGACUAAUGAGGAUGGAAGAAAUUCCAUCCAUUCUACUGAUUCCUAUGCUCAAUCAGUAAAUUCCUUCCAUUACGAAGAGGAUAACGAAUCUCAAAAUGCUGCUUCUCAAUUAUCCCGUCAAAUCACUACCAUCUUGUCUCAAGAAAAUGGUGCUGAUAGAAUCGAAUCCUUGGCAAGAGUCAUCUCUACGAAGACCAAGAAGCAGAUGGAAUCGUUUGAAGUUGAUCAAUUGGAUUUCAAUUUGAAAGCCUUAUUGGAUUACUUACGUAACUCUCAAAUCAGCCAGGGUAUUGAAUCAGGUGAUUCCGGUGUUGCCUUCAACGAUUUGACCGCUGUUGGUGUCGAUGCUUCUGCUGCCUUCGGUCCCUCCGUGGAAGAAUUAAUACGUUCUUGGGGUCAUCUUCCAGUACAUCUUUGGAAGAAAAUGACUGGUAAGAAAGAUGAUGUCCCAUUGCGUAACAUUAUCCAACACUGUGUCGGUGUCGUCGAAUCCGGUGAAAUGUUAUUCGUUGUCGGUAGACCAGGUGCUGGUUGUUCCACUUUACUAAAAUGUGUUUCUGGUGAAACAAGUGAAUUAGUCGAAGUCACUGGUGACUUCUCUUACGAUGGUCUUUCUCAGGCUGAAAUGAUGGAAAAAUUCAAAGGGUACGUCAUUUACUGUCCUGAAUUGGAUUUCCAUUUCCCAAAGAUUACCGUCAAGGAAACUAUCGAUUUCGCUUUAAAAUGUAAGACUCCAAGAGUCCGUAUCGACCAUCUUUCAAGAAACCAAUACGUCGACAACAUGAGAGAUCUUUGGUGUACUGUCUUUGGUUUAAGACACACUUAUGCUACCAACGUCGGUAACGAUGUGGUCAGAGGUGUCUCUGGUGGUGAACGUAAGCGUGUUUCUCUUGUGGAAGCUCUAGCUAUGAGUGCUUCCAUUUACUCUUGGGAUAACGCUACUCGUGGUCUUGAUGCCUCUACCGCUUUAGAAUUUGCUCAAGCCAUUCGUACUGCUACCAAUUUAAUGAAUAACUCUGCUAUUGUUGCCAUUUACCAAGCAGGUGAAAACAUUUACGAAUUAUUCGAUAAGACUACCGUCUUAUACAACGGGAAGCAAGUUUAUUUCGGUCCAGCUACCGAAGCUGUCGGAUACUUCGAAAGAAUGGGUUACAUUAAGCCAAACAGAAUGACAUCUGCAGAAUUCUUAACUUCGGUGACCGUAGAUUUCGCCAACAGAACCCUAGCUAUUAAGGAUGGUUACGAAGAAAAAAUGCCAAAGUCAUCUACUGAAAUGGAAGCCUACUGGCACAACUCUGAAGAAUACCAAAGAGCCGUUGAGUACUAUCACCAAUAUUGUGCUGCUCAUCCUGAAGAAGAGACAAGACAAAGAUUGGAAUUGGCCAAGCAUCAAAGAUUGCAAAAGGGUCAAAGAGCCAAAUCUCAAUACGUCGUUACUUUCUGGUCUCAAGUGUGGUAUUGUAUGAUGCGUGGGUUCCAAAGAACCAAGGGUGAUUUCACAUAUACUAAAGUUUAUUUGUCCUCUUUCUUAACUAAAGGUUUGAUUGUCGGUUCUAUGUUCCACAAAAUCGAUCCAAAGAGUCAAUCUACUACCGAUGGUGCUUACUCUCGUGGUGGUUUGAUUUUCUACGUCUUAUUGUUUGCUGCUGUGACCUCUUUGGCUGAAAUCUCAAAUUCUUUCCACAACAGAGCAAUUGUCGUGAAACAUAAGACUUAUUCUAUGUAUCACACCUCCGCUGAAUCCUUACAAGAAAUUUUCACUGAAAUGCCAACUAAAUUCGUUGCUGUGUUGACUCUUUCACUUGUUUCCUACUGGAUUCCUGUCUUGAAAUAUGAUGCUGGUUCUUUCUUCCAAUUUUUGUUAUAUUUGUUCACCACUCAACAAUGUACUUCGUUUAUCUUUAAAUUGGUCGCCACAUUGACCAAAGAUGGUGGUACUGCUCACGCUAUUGGUGGUCUAUGGGUUUUAAUGUUAACUGUCUACACUGGUUUCGUGUUACCAAUCGGUGAAAUGCAUCACUGGAUCAGAUGGUUCCAUUACCUAAAUCCUUUAACCUACGCUUAUGAAUCCUUGAUGUCGACUGAAUUCCAUGGUAGACAAAUGCUUUGUUCCCAAUUAAUUCCUUCAGGACCAGGUUAUGAAGGAGUUUCCAUCUCCAACCAAAUCUGUAAUGCUGCUGGUGCAAUUGCAGGUAACUUAUAUGUUUCUGGUGAUACCUAUGUUUUGAAGAAGUAUCAUUUCUCAUACAAUCACGCUUGGAGAGAUUGGGGUAUUAACAUCGUUUGGACUUUUGGUUAUAUUGUCAUGAACGUUGUUAUGUCUGAAUUUUUGAAACCAUUAGAAGGUGGUGGUGACUUGCUAUUGUACAAGAGAGGUCACAUGCCAGAAUUGGGUUCAGAAAGUGUUGAUACCAAGGUUGCUUCAAGAGAAGAGAUGAUGGCAUCUUUGAACGGUCCUGACGUUGAUUUGGCAAAGAUUAUUGAAUCCAAGGAUGUCUUUACCUGGAACCACUUGAAUUAUACAAUUCCUUAUGAUGGCGCUACUAGACAACUAUUGAGUGACGUGUUUGGUUACGUUAAGCCUGGUAAGAUGACUGCAUUAAUGGGUGAAUCUGGUGCUGGUAAGACCACGUUGCUUAAUGUGUUGGCCCAAAGAAUCAGUGUCGGUGUUAUUACUGGUGAUAUGUUGGUGAACGCCAAGGAUCUACCUUUAUCCUUCAACAGAUCCUGUGGUUACGUUGCUCAAUCUGAUAACCAUAUGGGUGAAUUGUCCGUGAGAGAAUCAUUGAGAUUCGCUGCUGAAUUGAGACAACCAAAAUCUGUUCCACUACAAGAAAAGUAUGAUUACGUCGAAAAGAUCAUCUCUUUGUUGGGUAUGGAAAAGUAUGCUGAAGCUAUCAUUGGUAAGACCGGUAGAGGUUUGAAUGUCGAACAAAGAAAGAAGUUAUCUAUUGGUGUUGAAUUGGUCGCUAAACCAUCAUUGCUAUUGUUUUUGGAUGAACCAACCUCCGGUCUAGAUUCUCAAUCUGCUUGGUCUAUUGUUCAAUUCAUGAGAGCUUUGGCUGAUUCUGGUCAAUCUAUUUUGUGUACUAUCCAUCAACCUUCUGCUACCUUAUUCGAACAAUUCGAUAGAUUAUUAUUAUUGAAGAAGGGUGGUAAGAUGGUGUACUUUGGUGACAUCGGUGAAAAUUCCGGUACUUUGCUAAACUACUUCGAGCGUCAAUCUGGUGUUAAGUGUGGUAUCUCUGAAAAUCCUGCUGAAUAUAUGUUAAACUGUAUCGGUGCUGGUGCAACUGCCUCUGCCUCAGAGGACUGGCAUGAUCUAUGGCUAAAAUCUCCUGAGUGUGCAGCUGCCAGAGAAGAAGUCGAAGAAUUGCAUAGAAAGUUGGCUUCUAGACCUGUUACUGAUGACAAGGAAUUAUCUGGUAAGUAUGCUGCUAACUACUUGACUCAAUUGAAAUGUGUUUUCGGAAGAACUUGGCUUCAAUUCUGGAGAUCUCCAGUCUACAUUAGAGCCAAAUUCUUGGAAUGUGUCCUGUGUGCUUUGUUCGUUGGUUUGUCUUACGUUGGUGUUAACCACUCGAUUGCCGGUGCCAAUCAAUCGUUUGCAUCUAUUUUCAUGAUGUUAUUGAUUGCCUUAGCUAUGGUUAACCAAUUGCAUGUGUUUGCCUUGGAUUCUAGAGAAUUGUACGAAGUCAGAGAAGCUGCUUCGAACACUUUCCAUUGGUCUGCAUUGUUGUUAUGUCACUGUACCGUCGAAAUCAUCUGGUCCACCGCCUGUGAAUUUAUCUGUUGGAUUUGUUACUAUUGGCCAGCACAAUACACUGGUCGUGCUUCCCAUGCUGGUUACUUCUUCUUGAUUUACGUUAUCAUGUUCCCUGCAUACUUUAUCUCUUACGGUUGUUGGGUGUUCUAUAUGUCUCCAGAUGUGCCAUCUGCUUCUAUGAUCAACUCCAACUUGUUCGCUGCCAUGUUGUUAUUCUGUGGUAUCUUGCAACCAAGAGAAAAGAUGCCUGGUUUUUGGAAGAGAUUCAUGUACAACGUGUCUCCAUUCACUUAUGUUGUCCAAUCGUUAGUCGCACCAAUUGUUCAAGGUAAAAAGGUCGUCUGUGGCAGGAAUGAAUUCGCCGUUAUGGAUCCACCAGAAGGUCAAACAUGUGGUGAAUACUUGUCAACUUACAUCGAAGAUAACACUGGUUACUUGACCAAUCCAAAUGACACACAAAGCUGUCAGUACUGUCCAUACAGCUACCAACAAGAAGUUGUUGCAAGAUUUAAUGUCAAAUGGGUCUAUAGGUGGAGAAAUUUCGGUUUCCUAUGGGCAUAUAUUAUCUUCAACUUCUUCGCAAUGUUGUUCUGCUACUGGGUUAUGAGAGUGAAGAACUACUCCGUUACUAGUAUUUUCAAGAUCUUCAAGAUCGGUACUUGGAAGAAUGCUAUUAAACCAAAGGACAGACACGAAAAGGACACAACUAUUUUCCAAGAAAAACCAGGAGAUGCUGAAAAUGUCAAUAGAACCAAGAAUUAA
Molecule: messenger RNA, 4557 nt
Organism: Kluyveromyces lactis
Lineage: Eukaryota; Fungi; Ascomycota; Saccharomycetes; Saccharomycetales; Saccharomycetaceae
Gene: PDR12
Product: ATP-binding cassette multidrug transporter PDR12
Exons: 1
Coding region: 1-4557 (1518 amino acids)
Biological process (GO): transmembrane transport
Cellular component (GO): membrane
Molecular function (GO): ATP hydrolysis activity; ATP binding; ABC-type transporter activity
Source: RefSeq, a predicted model, not a curated record